CUCCUUGGAUGUUCAGAAUGCUUUGUUCACGGUGACAAAAUUCCCUCAAAAAAUGAAAAAUUCAGUUGUUAGUGAUAAUGGUUUGGCUAAAACAGACUCAAAGCUUACAGAGGAGAUGCUAGAGUCUACUUCUCGUAUAAGUAUAGUCGAGAAAGUUAAUUCUGAGGUUCAAAAUGUGGAGAGUGAAAUGAGUAAUGUAGUGGAUGAAGGACAACAAGGAGAAACCAAAACAAUUGAAAGCAGAGAAGAAAGCUUUGAAGAAGAAGUGGUGUCUGUGGAGUACGUAGGAGGGCUGUCAGACGACAUGAUUGCCGAUGGGCUUUCUCAGCUUGGAAGGUCUGCUGAUGGCACACUGCAAGUCUUUCUUACUCUAUUUCUACCAGGGUGCAAUUUGACAGGCAUUGAGCCGCUAGCAGAAUUCACUUAUCUACAGAGUGUUACACUCUCUUAUAAUUCAUUAACAGAUCUAACACCCCUUGGAAACAUGCCUAACUUGAUCUUCCUUGAUGUAUCUCAUAAUAAACUUACUUCCUUGCUGGACUUCAAGCCACCACUAGCCAUAAGGGAAGUGAACUACUCUUACAAUGAAAUAACUGAAAUACCUGAUCUCUCUGCAUAUCAUUCACUUGUCUGCCUCAAUCUGGAUUACAACAGAAUAACGGAAAUUCAAGGACUAAUGGAGUGUCAUAACCUAAAACACCUCAGCCUCAUGCACAACCAAAUUGAGAAAAUAGCUAACCUAGACAAUUUACCUUUACAAACUCUUGAUUUGAGUUACAACAAGAUCAAAAAGAUUGAGAAUCUGGAUACACUAUUACAUAUACAGAAACUAUAUCUGGCCAAAAACAAUAUAAGAAGUAUGAAAGGUUUGCAGAACCAUCCUAUCUUACAAGAUGUAAAUCUUGAAGAAAAUCAGAUUAUUGACAUAGCAGAAGUCAGAUAUAUCAGGGAGCUGAAGCUUUUACGAAACCUAAAUCUUUUACACAACCCACUUCAGGGCAUGCCAGACUAUCGUCUAUCCAUGAUAUAUAGGAUACAAUCACUUACAGAGCUGGAUAGAGUCAAAAUCACUCCAGAUGAAAAGGUGGCAGCCAUCAACCUUUUCAGUCCUCCAGCAGAAUUGAUAGCAUCACGUGAUCACAUGCUUCAUGUUGUAAGAUCAUUACUUCAGCCAACAAGAAUAUAUGACAGUACUCUACCAAGUACCGAUACGCCGUACCCCAUGUUAGUCCUGUGCGGCCCUAGUGGAUCUGGGAAGAGAUCAUUAGCUAAGCGAUUGUGCCAAGACUUUCCAGACUUCUUUGGUCUUGGAGUUUCACAUACCACACGCCCUCCUCGAAAGAAGGAAGAGAAUGGAGAAGAUCAUUUCUUUGUGACAAAAGAAGAAUUUGAAGCUGAUGCAAUGUCGGGUAAAUUCUUACAAACGUGUCAAGUGGGAAGCUAUCUGUACGGUAUCACCAGAGAUGCAGUGGAAGAGGUUGCAAGGGAGGGACUGGCUGCAGUACUUCACAUGGAGUUAGAGGGAGUGCUAAGCUUCAAGAACACCUACUUCGAGCCCAGAUAUAUACUUAUCGUUCCAGUCAACCGUAAGAUGCAUGAGGAACGAAUGUUUGAGCGUGGCUAUUACACAGAUUCCCAGAUACACUACACUUGUGAUCGGGUAGAGAUGUACCUAUCAAAGCACAGAAAUAGCCCUGGAUUCUUUGACAUGGCUAUAAACUCUGACGAUUUAGGAGAAGCUUACAAACGUCUCAAGCGCCUUAUCAUAGAAUACUUGGGCAUGACUCCUCCAACAACAACGGAGACAAACCUGUACAGCACAAGCGAUGAGACGUCAGUAGAUACAGAGGAAUCAUAUCCUGUUGGAGUUAAAUCAGGGACAAGUAAUACAAGUAUGACCAUUACACUAGCGGCAAGAACCUGGUCACGACCUUCUGGCUCGUCUAACGUCAAAAAUAAGACCAGUACUGCUGAGAAUAAAACACCCGUGGAAGAGCUCUCAUUACUUCGUCGUAAGAACCUGGCUAAAGCAGCCGUAGCUGGCGUCCACGUACUCAGCCUUGAUGAUCUUAUUCUAACCAGGCAAAUCAGCUCUACAGGGUUUCAGGACUCAUCUGUCAAUGCAGACGAAGUGAAGCGGGCAUCUACCUACCCACUAGGGUACGAUACUUCAUUCGUCUCCAUGGCAGCAAACGCAAGCAGUGAACAACAAAGAACAGACUCGAACGAAUCAAACUCUGAGGACGAGCAGACGGAAACCUCAUCGCUCAUGUCAUCAGCGCGGGCAUAUUCUGAGCGGUUUGAAUCUCAUUCUGUGGAUGAAUCAGCCGAGGAUCAAGAUGAACAAGACGGAGGGACGAUCGAUGUCAUGAGACUAGAGUACGGAUCCCAGGCAUCCGAAUCUGUCGCGUUGUCUGCGGGCAUGGAGCAGAUACAUGAUGCUAACUCCAUUUAAAACGUUGCUGUCUUUUCUGCAUGAAAAGUGAUGGCGUUCAUUUUAGACUGACUUGUACAAAGUGCAAAGUUUUUCUGCGCUUGACCGAAAGAUUCGUGGAAUCAAAAGCUUGCGAUAUGCGCCGUUCGUCUCUUCUCUAUCCUAGGUCCCCUUUAAAAAUACGAGACAGUAAUCUAAGUAAAAAUGUCAUGUCUUUUAUUAUUACAACACGAUUAGUAUGGAAAAUGGCGAAUCUCAUUUUUCAGCAGUGAGGAAGGGGCUGCAUAAUAAUAGUUAUAUUGAUUUUUCUACAUAUGGUGGCAAUUUCUAAAUAUUUUUGGAGGGAAUUGACUAGCAAUCGAUGGGAUCUUACCACCGGAAACUAGACUGCUUCAUAAGUCGUGGUUUUCGCUUCUUUAUGGGUUGUGGUCGCGCAACUGCCCACGGUGUGUGAGCGAUAUUUAAUGAAUCGACAAAAGAGCUAAAACACCAAUUUAUGGAAUCAGUAUACACCAAGAAAAAAACAAUGGAAUUUUACAUGUUUUCCAGGAAUUCCAGAAAUAGUGUAAAUAGGUGGGUUUGAGUUUCAGUCGUCAGUCCAAUACUCUUCAAAGAAGUCUUGUUCGCGUUUUCAUUACAAGAGCUUGGCAUAAUACUUUUACAGAUUCAGUCCAACACGCCGGAAUUUUAGAAAAUUUCCAGGAAUUCUAGGAAGUUACAGUACUAACUCUAUAUUGGUCGUUCAACUCUCAUUUCCAGUGAUCCUCAUGAAAUCAUUGUUUCUAACUGGUUUCCACUUCAACAGUUUGGCAUACUUCUUUAAUAGUCUUUUCCAGUAACACCGUAUAUCUGGCAUUCUCAAGUGCUCUUUGAUAAACGUGUAUCCCCUGGAAAGAUAUAAUAGAGGACUAAAGUUACUAAAGGCCCCGUCUAAACGUAUCGGGAUAUUUUUGUAAACGGAAUUUUUUUAUUUCUUUUUUUUCAUUGUCUUUGAAAAUUGCACACUGUAACAUCAACUCUCUUCCUCUCUCCGCCCUAAUCCCCCAUGAAAAAAAACCCCAAACAAACAAAAAAAACAAACAAACAAACAAACAAACAAAAAAAAAACAACAACAACAAAACAAAACAAACACAUGAGAACGCCUGGCUACGCAGGAUAACCUUAACUGCGUAACAACAAGUCUUUAGCAAACUUGAAAUCUUACCUUUCGGCGAUCUGUUGCGCAACAUUGUCAUUAGCUAUAGCAAACUCUAAGAGAUCCCUGAAAAGCGAAAACAAAUGCGUUUCUAUACUUUUUAUUUGAUACAUACCCAGUUUGGUGCGAUGCGUGCAUAUGGGGAAAGUAGGGGAAGUAUAAGGGAUGAACCAUUAUGGAUAACUGAGGGGGAUUGCAGUAAUUUAUGUUUCACGAAAUUUUUUGUAACAACCACUGCAGUAUAAUUUGUUUGUGUGUUUGCUCGAUAUUUCUUUACUGAAAGGAGAGGUUGCGCGAUAUUUUUUGCAGGUGAAGCCGCUUGCUCGAUAUUUUUUUGGGGGAAUUACGCAACCCUCAAUCACCUUAUGGUCCGUCCCUAAGAGGGUUAGGGAAAAAUGUGCACCGCAAGCAAAGCGGAACUUUGCGGUAUAACCUUGGGUGGGGCUACUUUCGUAUCUCCUGAACAGCAACCACCAGAAAAACUAAUCUUUGUUGACUAAAUGACUCACUCCUUUCGAAACCUAAAGACAUUAGUAAACUUUCGGUUUCAUGAUAUCCGGACAUAUCAAUCAAAUUAUAUAUGAAAAGUAAUUCUAACUAUGACCCUAAAAUAGCUUUGUUUUACUUCCAAUUAAACAUGAUCCUUCGUGUG
Messenger RNA from Actinia tenebrosa (Australian red waratah sea anemone), 4282 nucleotides. Its product is annotated as leucine-rich repeat and guanylate kinase domain-containing protein. Gene Ontology annotation, cellular component: cytosol. The record is from RefSeq and is a predicted model, not a curated record. Lineage: Eukaryota; Metazoa; Cnidaria; Anthozoa; Actiniaria; Actiniidae. Gene Ontology annotation, molecular function: protein binding; GMP kinase activity.